AGUCAAUUGUCGCGGCUCCUUGCCUCAAUAGACAGCCAGGAGAACAAACGGUUUUAUUUGGAUACUUCUGAUUAUUGAUAUCUCUAUUCUAUUCCGAUGCCUAGUCAUAGUAAUGGACCACGCGGAUCAAUCGCCAGCGAUGAUUCUCAGGCGCCGCUUAUUGAAGCAGAUGAUGCACAAAGGAGAAGGGUCAUGCCAUCCCUGUCAAUUCACAUUCUCUCUAUAGCACUGUGCCUCUCGUCAGGAUUCCAACAGGGUUACAUCGCCUCUGUGCUCAAUCAACCAUAUGCUCAAAUUGAACAAUUCAUCAACUCAUCGUGGAUAGAACGGACCGGACAUCCUAUAUCGGAUUCCACGUUGCAUUUACUAUGGUCACUUCUCAAUGUUUGCUUUCCAAUCGCCACUAUCUUUGGACAAUUUCUGGCUGGAUGGAUGUGUAGUCAAUUCGGCAGGAAGCAUACUGCCCUGAUUGCUUCAUUUCUUUAUAUCCCCGGAGCCCUGCUCUGUGCUGCUGCCAAAUGGUGCUUCCCAGCUUUCGAGCUGCUCUUCGUGGGCCGAAUCAUCUGGUCGCUGGCCAAUGGUGUGAAUACAGUCAACGCUACGGUAUGGAUCGUCGAAUGCGCGCCACCACAGAUCCGAGGUCGAAUGGCCGCGAUGCAGGAGUUCUUCAUGGCACUGGGAUCCUUACUGACACAAGCCGUCGGCGUGCCGUUCUCUACCGAUGAGCUGUGGCCUUACAAUUUCCUUCCGAACUGUGCUGUCGUCGUCGUGUCGAUGGUCAUGUUCUCCUGGGUCGCCGAGUCUCCGCAGUUCAUCAUGGAAAAGUAUAAUGACGUGGAUCGUGCUAGAAAGGCGUUGGCUCAAUACCACGGUGUGUCUGAAGACGAUCCAUCUGUUGAGUCGGAGAUCAGAAUCUGUGAGCAGAGUAUAGGAAAGAAUAAGGAGAAGAAGAAAACAGCUGGGGGAAUCGAAAGUGAACACAGCGGAAUGGAGAUCAUGUUCAUGCCGUGGCGUGCGAAGGAUCAAACGUCUCGUCUCAUCCGCUACUGCGCCUGGGUUGGUGUCAUGGUCAAAAUUGCGUACGUCUUCACUGGCGCCCGAUCCCUUCGCGGCUACAGCACAUUCAUUCUCUACACUCUGUCACACUUCACCUACUCUCAAGCGACGUGGCUCUCGUUUGCCACCGGUCUCCUGCGUCUCCCGUUCACCCUGGUUCCAGUCUUCCUGGUCGAUCGACUCGGUCGUCGUCCACUUAUUAUUGUUUCGAUGCUCGUCUCCUUUGUGUCCAUCUUGGUGAUGAUCAUUGCCAUCAAUAUUAAUGGAGAGUUGAAGUAUGCCACAUUCAUCGGCCUUACCGUACUCCUUCUCGUGAACACUUGUGGAAUCGGAUCAGUUUCAAGGUUCUACGCAGCUGAGCUUGUUCCAAGGAAUCUCCUAUUGUCGUCAGUUUCCACGUUGACAAUGUUCGAAGCGUUGACGAAGAUUGGAGUGGAAUUCGCAUUUUAUCCAACCGCCAAUGUGAUCGGCGCUCAAUCGCUUCUCCUAUUCCUCAUUCCAACCGGAGUUUUCACCGUAAUGUGCUACCUGAUGUGCCCGGAAACGAGCCGAAUGACUGUCAACGAGGUGCUCAAUAAUGUGGCCGCCAAAAAGAAAAUGGACGUUGUAUUCCCAAUGUAAUCGGCCGCAAAAUUUCACAAUUUCUCCCCAACUUUGGCUUUAAUUUUAACUUCUAAGACUAAUUUAUGCCAGAUCCUCCUGAAUCCUAACAUGACACUUUUCGCAUAUUGACACUUCUUCAACAUUUUCAGAAGAAGACUUUCGCUAUUUUAUUGCAAUUUUUUGAAUUAUUGUUUAACACUUUUUGAUUCGCGCCAAUUUUCCUAUUUCAUCAAUUUCUACGAGUCCCCCACCCUCAACUUGCUCGGUUUUCUUCUCUUAUGUUCUAUACGAUAUCCUUGUUUUGUUCUAUAGUCGAUUUUAAGCGGGUAUGACACGCGUUUUUUUUCUCUGUUUUCAUAUUAUAUUUUGUGUCCUAAAUUUGAAUUUACUAUCUCUGAUAGAUUAUCAAGUUGAUAAUAAAUUUUGCAUCAAUCUUGAAAU
Messenger RNA from Caenorhabditis elegans, 2100 nucleotides. RefSeq names its product Major facilitator superfamily (MFS) profile domain-containing protein (gene Y61A9LA.1). Gene Ontology annotation, cellular component: membrane. Bases 97 to 1677 code for a protein of 526 amino acids. The transcript has 7 exons. Gene Ontology annotation, biological process: transmembrane transport; hexose transmembrane transport. NCBI's taxonomy places the organism in Eukaryota, Metazoa, Nematoda, Chromadorea, Rhabditida, Rhabditidae. The record is from RefSeq and is marked reviewed. Gene Ontology annotation, molecular function: transmembrane transporter activity.